Molecule: messenger RNA, 1862 nt
Organism: Daucus carota subsp. sativus
Lineage: Eukaryota; Viridiplantae; Streptophyta; Magnoliopsida; Apiales; Apiaceae
Exons: 1
Coding region: 221-1609 (462 amino acids)
Source: RefSeq, a predicted model, not a curated record
AAGAAAGCCGGCUGCCCCUUUUUUCUUACCAAUGGCCUAAAGCAGUAAAAUGAUCUGGAAAUAGAUUGUCAAAACACGACCACCACCACCACAACUACCACCCAACUCUGAGAUCUGCAACCACUCACACACAAUUCUCUUGUGUAAUAACUCUCACCCAUCUAUCCAUCUCAUUGUCUUUUGUACAAACACAAUCACAAUCCUUCUUGUUAACACCGCCAUGAACCACCACCGCCGCCGCCGAGCUGAUUCUCCGGCGGCCGUGAACCUGGACUCCGCCACCCAAAUCUUGAAACAAACUACCACUAUCUUCAAAACCCAUCUCCACACACUCGUGUUCCUCUCGUUCUUGAUCCUUACUUUUCGGUCUAAUGUCGAAAAUGGCUCGAAUUUCCUCACGACUUUUAUUGAUCGUGACCCUUCUCUAAAGUCCUUGCUUUCGCGUAUUGAUAUUUCUGGGAGGUCUCAUUCGAGUCCCAAUUCGAAUCACCAGCCAAUUCUUCAGCACCGGAGAAGAAGACCCUUUUUGCAGCUCACUCGGGUGGGGACUCUAGAUGAUGAUUUCUUUUCGGGGGAUGAUCAUUCGGAUAAGUCGCUUUUUGGGGGAAUCGCCAAGUCAAAUUUAAAUGGGACUUUUGUUAUCUUUGAUCAUUUUGAUCCUAAUUUGGGGUUUUCGAAUGGGGUUGUUGAUAGUGGGAUUUUGGUGAAUGAAAUUGUGAGGUCCGGGUUUACAUUUAAGGCGCCUAGGGAAGAAGAGAGUUUGGGUGAUGAUGCGGUUGUUGAGGAUGAGAAAAUUGGGGAUGGAAAUGAAAGGGAGAAUUCGUUUGGUAAUCUCUUCAAGGGUUUGGAGCUAGGGAGAAGGGAUGCAACUGCAUUGAUGUUUGUUGCGGGCAUUCUUUCUGCUUCGUAUGGGUAUGUAAUUCUUGGGUUUCUUGUUACGUAUUCGUGGGUUCUUGGAACUGUGUUUGUUUUGGUGUUGAAUGAUUUGUUGGGGAGGUACAAGUCAUUGACUUCCACUCUGUGGGAUGGUUCUAAUUUGGGUCUUAAGAGGCUUACUGGAUUUAUUCUUUUGAGAUGGGCCGUUAGGGAUGCACUUACACAGCUUUUGGGUAUUUGUUUCUUUGGUGAAAUUGAUGAUCACUACUUAUUUUUUAAGAUUUUUGUUAGAUUGAAAUUGAUGCCUUUUUCUGUGAUGGCUUCGUGGGUAAGAGGAUAUGAGAAAGAGAGUGCGGGGUUUUUGGUUUCCUGGUUUCUGUUUGAUACUUUGUUAGCAUUUGUUUUUGCUGUUGAUGCUUGGGUAGCAAUUGUGGACUCUAGGAAGAGUGGAAGGGAAGUUGUUAAGGAAGGCUGUCAUCUGUUGGCGACAAUGUUGAACCCUGCAAUUAAUAUCAAGUGCUUAGAAGGAAUUUUAUGUGGUUCGUUGACGAGAUGGAUACUAUCUAGUUGUUUUGGGAGAUUGUUUGCCUCAGCCUUCCAGUCUGUCAUGGAAGUUUAUUUUAUGGUGGCUUGGCUUGUAUAUUACUUUGCUGUGAGAUCUAAAACUGCUUCUUCUCUUGGAAGGACGUUUGGACAGAGAGAAUUGGAGGGCAUUCUUGAAGGUUUUAGAUGAUACACACUCAGCAUAUAUAGCAGAAAUCUCACUUUCAAGCCUCAGUCAUUAGUCUUUGGCCAGUGGUAAUCUUUUCGGUGCUUAUUGUGUCAAUUGUUUGGGCUAAACAUGAUUCAGCACUGCCAAUUGCUUACUGACAUCAACAGGUUGUGUUGUAUGUACUUUAUCAGGAUGCUAUAUAUAUUAUAUAGACUCUGUAUAUGUCGGCAACAAUGCUUUUUGUGUAUACCAUGUUUUUUGCGUAUUGUGGUCA